UUUGCGUCCAGGGUCGGGUUUUCCGCGCUUGCACAUCUACUGUACUUGUUUCCUUACUACUAUACAUUUAAUAUGCAAGCAACACGGGAUUGCCUGAUUGUUUUUCUUCAUUUCAAUCCUGACCUGGAUGUGUCCCGCAACAAAUUAUUAUUUUAAAACGACAUUGUAUUUUGUUUUAGAGGCACGAAUUAGUUAACAGUGUGAAGGUGAAGAAAUGCACGCGGAUAAUUCUACGGUAGGCUACUGUUGUAGCACUUGCAUAAUCAACAUAAAUAUGUGCAUGCGGAGCUCCAACUAAGCUAUUUUCAAACCAACUUGACGAGGAAACUAUACAAGCACGAUAUGCUGUAUUGCUAUCGUAACCGCUUGACUUACAGAUGAAGCAGGUUACCGGUGUUUCAUUUUUCGGAAGACUAGUGAAUGGAAAGGAUGCAGCUUUUUAGUUCGUUUUGCAGUUUGUCUCUUGGAAUUAGAAGAGGAUACCCUGGAAAGAAAGGGUACUGGGGUAAACGACGAUGAGAAUAUAGAAUUUGAUAGCGCACAAUGGAUACGUAUCUGACUGUAAGGUUUUUUUCUGUCUGCAAGGAGGCUUUAUCCAGCAACCGGCUUUGUUUACAAAAUUGCAGCUCACAUUAGGGGUGGGAUUUAUUGCUACCUAAUGCCAUCGAGAACCUUGAUAUAUCUGUGGAUGAGGCUGAAUCAUCCACAACAGACACCAUUGACUUUUAAGCUCUUACAAACCGGGCAGUUUUGGAAACCUUAAAUGUCCCCAAAGAAACUGGAAGAAGAGGUAGAGCCCAUGGGGACCAAACAGACAACUCUCAAUUAUCUGAAAUAGUAAGCUGAUGAGUUGGAACUGGGCUUCAUCACUGGCCAGGAGGAGAAGUCACCUUGCAGCAUUCAUCUUAGGGAGGAGAAAGGGAGACAUUUGAUUGGUUCUUGCCUGGAGGGAGAAGACAAGAUGACCCAGAGGUUGUUACCUGUGACAGCAGAAUGUGUGACAAUAGAAGAUUAGGACAUCGUUUUGGGAAUGAGGUUUUGAAACAGGAUGCCAGCUCCAUUUUUGCCAUAAAAGGAGUAUGAGACCAAACACCGGAACUAAACCACGUUGCAUCUAGUGCAAUCUCACUUUGCUGGCUCUUUGUCUGGAGCUCAAGGUGUGAAUUCAGUUGUGGCUCCUUUGUCUGGAAGCUCGAGGUGUGAACUCAUCAACUGUGAAUGCUCUGCGUUGGGAGUGUAUUGUGGACCCUAUGGCAGAAAACCACACAAUAUAGUCCCUGUGUAUGAUCUACAAUGGACAAAGUGCUCAGCAGUCUCCUGCUUUUGGGAACCGCAGUGAUGAUGGCACAUGCAUGCCCCAAAUACUGUGUCUGCCAGAACCUCUCAGAGUCCUUGGGUACACUCUGUCCAUCCAAAGGCCUCCUCUUUGUGCCUUUGGAUAUUGACCGUCGGACCGUAGAACUCCGUCUGGGUGGCAACUUUAUCCUCAAGGUCACACCACAGGACUUUGCCAAUAUGACAGGGCUUGUGGACCUCACCUUGUCCCGCAACACCAUUAGCACCAUACAGCCUUUUUCCUUCCUCGACCUGGAGACUCUGCGCUCUCUGCACCUGGACAGUAACCGGCUGACCGAGCUGGGUCCCGAUGACCUACGGGGCCUAGUAAACUUGCAGCACCUCAUCCUGAACAAUAACCAGCUCAACCGCAUCUCCAAGAUGGCUUUUGACGAUGUGAUGCUGACACUGGAAGACCUGGACCUAUCCUACAACAACUUGCGAGGUGUGCCUUGGGAGUCUAUCCGCAAGAUGGUCAACCUCCACCAGUUGAGCUUGGAUCAUAACCUCAUUGCUCACAUCACAGAGGGGACGUUUACAAACCUGGACAAGCUGGCACGUUUGGACCUCACCUCCAACCGGCUACAGAAGCUCCCGCCAGACCCCAUCUUUGCCCGUUCCCAGACUAAUGUAAUUCUGAGCACUCCCUACUCCCCUCAGCUUUCCUUGAGCUUUGGGGGAAACCCCCUGCACUGCAACUGUGAAGUGCUUUGGCUCCGGAGACUAAAUCGCGAGGACGAUAUGGAGACCUGUGCUUCCCCCCCAAUUUUAAAAGGCCGUUACUUCUGGUAUGUGCGGGAGGAGGAGUUUGUCUGUGAACCACCCUUGAUCACCCAACAUACGCACAAGCUGUUAGUGCUGGAGGGCCAAACAGCCAGUCUGCGCUGCAAAGCUGUAGGCGACCCGAUGCCGCUUAUACACUGGGUCGCCCCAGAUGACCGCUUGAUUGGCAAUUCGUCCCGAGCAACAGUGCAUGAGAACGGAACCCUGGAUAUUACUAUUACCACAUCAAAGGAUUAUGGCACUUUCACCUGCAUAGCAGCAAACGCUGCAGGGGAAACCACUGCGUCUAUAGAGCUAUCCAUCAUUCAACUCCCACACCUUAGCAAUGGUACCAACCGCACUGCACAGCCCAAAUCCAGGCUGUCGGACAUCACCAGCUCUACCAAAACUAGUAAGGGGGAGUCCAAACCUGCGCUGGAAAAGGUGGUAUCUGUAUCUGAGGUAUCUGCAUCCUCUGCUCUGAUAAAGUGGACUGUUAUCAAAACAGCACCCAAAGUCAAGAUGUAUCAGCUCCAGUAUAACUGCUCAGAGGAUGAAGUCCUGAUUUACAGAAUGAUUCCUGUGGCUAGCAAAGCCUUCUUGGUUACCAACCUGGUCCAAGGGAUGCAGUACGACCUAUGUGUCUUGGCUAUCUGGGACGACACUGCCACCACACUAACUGCCACCAAUGUGGUGGGCUGUGUACAGUUCAUCACCCGGGAUGACUACCCGGAGUGCCUGUCCUUGCACAGCCAGUUCCUGGGUGGCACCAUGAUCCUGGUGAUCGGCGGCAUCAUUGUAGUCACACUCCUAGUUUUCAUUGUCAUCCUCAUGGUUCGUUACAAAGUGUGCAGCAGCAGCCAGUCCAGCAAGCUUCCAGUGGUGAGCAACACAUGCUCGCAGACCAACGGAGGCUUGAACCGACUCAACUGUGCCCCGCCGCCACAGGUCAAGCCUCAGGCCACGACCACAGUGGUGGUGAUGCGGGACGAGGUGGUGGAGUUCAAAUGCGGCUCUCUCCAAAGCAGCCUCUCAUCAUCGUCAUCUGACUCACUGGAUAGUUACAAGGCCAGAGGCAGAUUAAGAGAUCGAGACCGGUACAGCCUUCAGGAAAGUGAGUGCAGUAUGCUCCCAAGCACUAGUAAGUGGAGGAGGCACGCGGGUCAAUCAUCAGCCAAGGCCAGGCCCAACUUGGACAAUCUUUUAGGGGCCUUUGCCACACUGGAGCUCCGUAGCUCAGCUAUGAUUAGGGACCAGGGUGCAUCUUGUUCCUCCACCACCAGUUCUAGUGCAAUGGUUGCCGUGACCACGGCCCCUCCAUCUGACAAGGAGCCCUUGCUGGGCCGGGCUGAGUCCACAACCAGGCUGGGGCGUUUUUUAGGCCUGCCUCAGGAAGGAAAGCCUAAGAGGAGCCACUCAUUUGACUACGGUCAUGUGGGCAGUAGCGGUGGAGCGCAGAACCUCAGCAGUUACCCUCGCCGCAUCAGCAACAUCUGGACUAAGAGGAGCCUGUCGGUCAAUGGGAUGCUACUGCAGUUCAAUGACAAUGUCGAGGGUUACGGUGAAAAGGCAUCAUUUGAGAGCUCUGAGUGGGUGAUGGAGAGCACAGUGUGAGGACAGGUUUCUUUUAGACAUGGAGGUCAAAAGACAAACAGACUUCACAGAAGGAACACAUUUUCUGAAAAGUGUGUUGGAAGGAUAACUCUGGGGCAUCAACAGUGUUGUUCUGCAUGACAUUCAUCCAUGUGAAUAUUAUCGUCCUUUCUUUCCAUGUUAUUUUACCGAAAAACAAACACUCAGGUUGCUGGUUCUUAAGUCCAUACAAAUGGACAAUGACAGGGUUGGACACGCCAUCAAUACUCAACCGUAUUUGAAAACAUUGGGCAUUACAGAAUGAGGCCUAUGUGGUGUAUUGCCUAAACUGCUGGGAAUGAAUUUGGGUGUAUCUUGAAAAAACAGGGAAAAUAAAUGCGAGGAAUUCAAAGUGGAUUUUCCUCAUUAAUCUAUCAAGCUCGUUUGCCAAGGGGAUUUACCCCAACUGGGAAAGUGGAUGUGUAUCACAAUGAUUUAGACUCUCAGCAUGACAGUUGGACUACUUUAGUAGAAGCAACAAGGGAGCAAAUAUGUAACAAAAAUGCAUUUUCUGUUUCCCUUAGUUUUUUUAAUACUUUUUGAUAUUUAUUUGAGAUGUCAUUCAGAGUUCUACUUUAUGCGUGAAGAAACAUUAUAUGUUAUGGUCAAUCAAGAAAAGAUAUACUAUAUAUUUAACCAGUCCCUCAGAAAUUAAACAUUACUGCCCUGUUUCUAUUUUGACAUGAUCAUAAAGGAUAUCUUAAAUGUAAUCCAUCUAAUAAUCCUGGUUAUUAAUUUUAAAACAUCAAUGGUUGUUUCAUUAGAGACAUUGUGAAAAUUCAAUAUGUAGAGUUGACUUUAAACAAAUGUUUAUUUUUUUUACUCCUGUUCCACACAACAUUAACGUACAAUACUUUCUGAACCACUGAUUGUCUGGAAAUGUGUGGGUUUGUGUUGGUACAGAGUGAAUACUUAGUGAGAUCCUACACAGUUUCAAAUAAUAUAAUCUUUGCUGUAAUUCAACUUAUGAAAAACAGAGUGAGUACAAAAGGGAAAAAGAAUGAUACAGUCCCUAGUGGAAGUCUAUAUACUCCUUUCAAAGUGUUUGUAAUUUUCUGCCAUAAAAUGUAAUCUAAUUGAGAUACAAUAUGGUUUUCUCCCCAAAAAUUUCUACAUAUUCAAAGUUAAAGGCAUAUAACAAAUUCAAAGUUAUCUAACAGGUAAUAAAAAAAGAUAGCAUAUUGUGAGGCCUAUGUCCUUUUUAAUCAAAGGUAUAGUUCACCCAUGCAGUACUGUAUGUGGGCCCAAGAUGUGAGCUUUGAACAUGUUUUGUUCCCCUCAUUGUUGGGGUGGUGGCACCCUCCAGUGACUUGGUGACAAGGGUGAUACUGCCCUGUUGCUCAAAGUGAUUUGCACUUCUGUUACACCAUUGGUAGGACACCCUUUACACAAGUGAUUAUAAAAAGAGUGACAAACAAUGCAAACAAUUCAAGUGGGAAUGAUUUUACUUUGGACUUUCUGCCUGUCAUGCAGGUGUGGUGGCAUUAUUGUGACACAAGGCUGCAAACAUCAGUUUGCUCUGUGUAACCCCCAAUUAGGAGUUAAUAGCAUAAUCCAUUUUAUGCUUUGUCCCAAAUGACCCAUAUAUCCUGGGGAGUUGUAUUUGCAUUCUGAUAUAGCAUGGAAAGAUAUGGCUAUAGUAACAGUGGUGGCAAAGGAUCUUGUCCAGGUGUGCCUAGGGAGCAGGUUUCCAUGCAAACUUGCACCCACGAUCAGUUGGUGAUGAAAAUGUUCCCUUUCACCACUUUCUGGUGGACAUCCCAAAGUAUCUAAAGGAGUUUCUGGAGCAGGACCGUCUUUCUUUACUGUUAACAUUCAGCUCCCUGCUAUUGAACAUGUGGGUUUUGGCGGAUCAACCCCAGGGGUGCAUCCCUCGAUUGUGGCCGGGCACACUCUGUGAAACUCCAUUAGCUCUUGGAGUCAAGUGAUUUUCACAUUCUUUUGAAGCAGUGUUGUUCUGAUUUUUUUUUUUAGAACGGAUAGAACUAUGGACAAAGAAAAGCCCAGGUAAAACAUUUGAGGGAAGAAUAUCCUCAGUUCACUCUGAAAGCCUAAAUCUGGUAUGUAGUUCUGGUUUUCCACUGGACUAUUAUACUUGUUUUAAGACACCAGAAUGAGGUGUUGUUUUCCUGAAAAAUGGCAAUGUUACACAGGAACAAAAAGCAAAAACAAAGACCAACAAGAUACACUAGGAAAGGAGGAACUUGAAUAGGGACAGUGAUCAGGAGCACAUGUGGUGGCAAUGACAAGAAACAGAUGUCCAAGCUCUUAAUGAGGGAGAGAGGGCGUUGGAAGUGAAAAUUGUGCAAUGUUCAUAGAAUCUUAGUCAAAAUUAUUCAUAGCUGCAAUGGCUGCCAAAGAUGCUUCCAACAGUUCUUAACCUUAGAAGAUGUUGAGGUUAUGUAAACCAAUCUGAAGGUUGUGGAAAGCCUUUGUAGACUUUCCCUAGUGACUGUAUUUAUCUGCAAAUGUAUAAAUGAUUAUACAGUGAUACUCAGAACCAUGUUGGUUUGUUUAAGUUAAGAUAUAAACGUCUGAAUUUAUUUUAUUAAUUUGGAUUUUGUUUUAUUGUCGUUUCAUCCUCAGUGGAUGGAAAUAUUAGCUUAAUGUCCCCAUAUUACUUUUAAGUAUUCUGCUGCAUAUUAACUUGAUGAUUUAUAAAAUGACUUUCUAUCUGAAUGACUGCUUAUGAUCAACUCAUAGUAAUGAGUCCUCUCUAGCAUUGUGUGCAGAUUCUGAUGCCUUUUAAUGUUGUUUUUCUGUCUCUCUGCUGCAUUGCUUGCAGUAUACUUUUUUCUCCACAUUUUGUAUAUUUUUUUUUAUAAUUACUUCUCUUGGUGUUUACUGUGCUCUAUAUCGGCAUUUUUUGUACAAUAACUAUGGGUGAGAAUGUAAAAGGAGAAACUGUGCAGUGGUCCUUUUUUUUCUUGUUCAUCAAAAGUGAGAAGGUAAUUGACCAUGACAACAUGGGAUGUGCUUAGUUGGCGCAAUGGAAGGUAAUGUUGUGCAAAUAAAAGAAUAUUGUAACUAUUCAAAAUGGUCACUUUAACAUGAUAUUGAUUAAUAGACUGAAAAUAACAUAAUACAGUAUUUCUGGACCACUUUAAAGAAAGAAAGUGUUAUGAAAUUCACAUAACAUUCACAUUAAAUAAAGUGGUGUAUGUUAUAGAUUUUAUAUAACAACAUUUAUGUUGCAAGCUUACUUUCCAUUUUGCCAAUAAGGAACAACCUGUGUACUUGACCCACCUGAGGUUAAAGAAAAGAGAGGAAAAAAUGUGUUUAAAGAUUUUUGCUACAAAAUAAGAUAAAAUAUGAAAAAUACUUAUGAAUCAAAUUAUUUGUAUUUUUGUGUUUAGAUUGCUUCAAAAAAAAAAAAAAGAAUAGUUUUCCUCUUAACAAGUCUGAGGCAUGCAAUUACUUACUUGGAGCUAGAUCUAUUGUGCCUCCACAAUUAACAGGACAUUUAACUAACAAUAAUUAUUCUGAAUUUACUAAAACUAUAUUGCACGGACAUAACCGUUAUGAUGGCUCCUGAUCUAGCCAAAGGGAAAAUAUUUUGCAAGUGAACCAUGUGAUUUGUUCAGUGCUAUGACUGUGACAAUUGAAUGCAUUUUCAUUAACCUGAUGUUAAGUCAUUCCUCAUCCUGUUAUAAGUCUGAUAAGUAAUACAUGGUUCACUUAUCUUUAAAAGUCUUAAUAAACUUCAGCAAAUUCGGGCCAACAAU
This is a messenger RNA of Esox lucius (northern pike), 7454 nucleotides long. RefSeq names its product leucine-rich repeat and fibronectin type-III domain-containing protein 2. The coding region runs from base 1294 to 3711 and encodes 805 amino acids. Gene Ontology annotation, molecular function: protein binding. The transcript has 7 exons. Gene Ontology annotation, cellular component: cell surface; postsynaptic density membrane. The record is from RefSeq and is a predicted model, not a curated record. NCBI's taxonomy places the organism in Eukaryota, Metazoa, Chordata, Actinopteri, Esociformes, Esocidae.